GCACGGGGGCUGGGGCUCAGGGUUCGGCGCCAGCCGCGCUCGAGCGCGAGUCCACGGAGCGCGGCGCGCGGGGGCACCUCCAGCCGGACCCCGGAGUCCCGCCGGCCCUGCCCGGGCCGGCCCCGCCCCCGGCCCCGCCCCCUCCCGCCGCCCCACCUCCCCCUCCCCUGCUCUCGGACCCCGCCCCCUGUGCCGCCCGCCCCCUCCCCCUGGCCCUCUCCACCGGUCCAGGGAGGGGACGGCGGGACAGGCGGGACCGGUGGGACUGGCGCGAGGGCUGACCUGGCGGGGAGAUGGCCGCGGCGCCCGGAGGGUCUGCGCCGCCCGCCGGCCCCGGCCCGCGCCUGGGUUUCAGCACCGCGGACAGCGGCGUCGGCAUGAGCGGGCUCAACCCGGGUCCCGCCGUGCCCAUGAAGGACCACGACGCCAUCAAGCUCUUCGUGGGGCAGAUCCCGCGGGGCUUGGACGAGCAGGACCUCAAGCCGCUGUUCGAGGAGUUCGGGCGCAUCUACGAGCUGACGGUGCUGAAGGACCGGCUCACCGGCCUCCACAAAGGCUGUGCCUUCCUCACCUACUGCGCCCGGGACUCUGCUCUCAAGGCCCAGAGUGCACUGCACGAGCAGAAGACCCUGCCAGGGAUGAAUCGUCCGAUCCAGGUGAAGCCGGCUGCCAGUGAGGGCCGAGGAGAGGACCGGAAGCUGUUCGUGGGGAUGCUGGGCAAGCAGCAGGGCGAGGACGACGUCCGGCGCCUCUUCCAGCCCUUCGGCCACAUCGAGGAGUGCACGGUCCUGCGCAGCCCCGACGGCACCAGCAAAGGCUGCGCCUUCGUUAAGUUCGGGAGCCAGGGGGAAGCCCAGGCGGCCAUCCAGGGCCUGCACGGCAGCCGGACCAUGGCGGGCGCCUCGUCCAGCCUGGUGGUCAAGCUGGCCGACACGGACCGCGAGCGCGCGCUGCGGCGGAUGCAGCAGAUGGCCGGGCAGCUGGGCGCCUUCCACCCCGCGCCGCUGCCACUCGGGGCCUGCGGGGCCUACACCACGGCGAUCCUGCAGCACCAGGCGGCCCUGCUGGCGGCGGCGCAGGGCCCCGGCCUCGGGCCCGUGGCCGCGGUGGCGGCGCAGAUGCAGCACGUGGCGGCCUUCAGCCUGGUGGCCGCGCCGCUGCUGCCCCCCGCAGCAGCCAAUUCCCCGGGAGGCGGCCCCGGCGCGCUCCCCGGCCUGCCGGCGCCCCUGGGGGUCAACGGAUUCGGGCCCCUGACCCCGCAGACCAACGGGCAGCCAGCCACGGACACGCUCUACAACAACGGGCUCUCCCCCUACACAGCAGCCUAUCCGUCGGCCUAUGGCCCCGUGAGCACAGCGUUUGCCCAGCAGCCUUCCGCCCUGCCGCAGCAGCAGAGAGAAGGCCCGGAAGGCUGUAACCUCUUCAUCUAUCACCUGCCUCAGGAGUUUGGUGAUGCAGAACUCAUACAAACAUUCCUGCCCUUCGGAGCUGUUGUCUCUGCCAAGGUCUUUGUGGACCGGGCCACCAACCAGAGCAAGUGUUUCGGGUUUGUUAGCUUUGACAAUCCAACCAGUGCCCAGACUGCUAUUCAAGCCAUGAAUGGCUUUCAAAUUGGCAUGAAGAGGCUCAAGGUCCAGCUGAAGAGGCCCAAGGAUGCCAACCGGCCUUACUGAUCUUCUCUCACUAACCAGCCACAGAGGAACUGAAGAGUGAGAAGAAAGGAAAGGAAAAGCACAGAAACGCUUGAGCCGCCCUUCCUGAAGGAGCAGCCGCAGAUGAAGGUGGAUCGGACCCAGGCCUGGUGCCUGGGCUCAGGCCACUCUAACGAUUGUUUCAUCAUACGGGUGGUUCUGUGCCUGGGACACACGUGCUCAGGCUGGCGAGGCAGCUGGGGCUGGCUGAGGGUUGAUCGUCUAGGGAGCCAGCAGAGGGAUUGGGGGUGCCAAGGGUUUGUCCGCAAGGGAAGCCCAGAUUUACUUCUUUCAAACUCAUAUCAUUCCUUAGAGUUUAGGGACCAAAGGACUAUUGUGUGUGUUUUUUUUUAAGAAUAUAUAUAUAUCUAUAUAAAUUAAAAAAAAGAAAAAAAGGAAAAAAAACACAAGAGAAACUAGAUGGUAUAGAGUCUCAUAAAAGCUGCCUUUAACUAUCCCUAGGAGACAGGGUGAAAGAGACCCUUGAAAGCCCAGCGAGGCAGAGGGAGGUGCAGAAAGGUUGUUCUGUGUCUCAUCUCCUCCUCAAUGAUGCCCGCCCGAACCUCACCUUUCCAAAAGAAGGAAGGACUUGCAGUCUAGGCUCAGAUGCUGGUCAUGAGAAUUAUGGAAGCAGUGACCCCAUAAACUCAGAGAGGAUUCCCCCAGGAGAAGUUCUGGCCUGCCUGGGCCUUUGCCACCCCAAAAAACCCCAAACCAGCAGGGGUGAGCCCGCCUUUCCUCCCUGACUGCCUUUUCCCUGGGGUCACUGCUUCCCCAGGCAGGAAGAAGGAGGGGGGUGUUAGGCCAUCCCACCCUUCUCUUUCCCAUCCAGAUAGACAGAGGCCCCGCCUUUGGCUCAGUUGAGACACCUCCUGUGUGCCCUCCCCUUAAGCCAGCCCCUGUGUCCCCUCGCUCCAGGCCACCUUCUGUCUCGAAGUGUAAGUUCGUCCACCUGUAGAGUCAGGGUGUAGGUGGAAAUCUGUGAAGACAGACUCAGAAGGUUUGCUACUGUAAAUACUGCCAUUGAAAAAAGGGGGAUCAUUUCCACUAUGUAGAAGCUUCAGAAUUUAGAGGUCCCUCUCUACCCAAGACCUGGGAGGGAAGUAGAUGUUUUGCCAAAAUACUUCUUCAUUCCUUUAAAAACAAAAGUCCAUCUUUCCUAUGCAAGAGUGUCUCACAUGUGCUUAUCCAAGGUGCUUCUAGAUGGUGAGCAGUGUUCAGCUUAGAAGUAGUGUGUGCUCUGUCCGUCUGUUCGUGUCUGUCUGUUGUAUACAGUGGGUGCCAUAUAAUGCUGAUCAGUGGUGGUGCUUUCUGCCUGCUUCUGUGAGAUGGGCAAAAGAUUCAGCUUAGAUCACCAUGACUCACCUUGCCUUGGUCAGCCUCUCCUGGGCCUGCAGGGCCUCGCACAUAUUUUCCCCAGGCAGAUCAUUUCCCUUCCACCCCACAGACAUGGGCCUCAGUGGUGUGGGGGGUGAUCAUCUGAUGCCCAGAUGUUGGUGAGGCGAGAGGCCUCUGAAUUGAUAGCACAUCAGAUAGCAAAGGAUGCGGGUGUGGGGGAAGAGGGUUCCUCCUUCCUAACAGUUUCUAAGAAAACUUGUUCCCACUUGUUCCUCUGUCUUUGACUCAUUUUUGGAGGGAAGGGGAAUAAAAAAUAUGGUGAUAACAUUA
This is a messenger RNA of Sorex araneus (European shrew), 3359 nucleotides long. It is a transcript of the gene CELF6, whose product is annotated as CUGBP Elav-like family member 6. The record is from RefSeq and is a predicted model, not a curated record. Gene Ontology annotation, molecular function: mRNA binding. Gene Ontology annotation, cellular component: nucleus; ribonucleoprotein complex; cytoplasm. Gene Ontology annotation, biological process: mRNA splice site recognition; regulation of alternative mRNA splicing, via spliceosome. The transcript is spliced from 12 exons. The coding region runs from base 294 to 1673 and encodes 459 amino acids. Lineage: Eukaryota; Metazoa; Chordata; Mammalia; Eulipotyphla; Soricidae.